Molecule: messenger RNA, 1524 nt
Organism: Heteronotia binoei (common prickly gecko)
Lineage: Eukaryota; Metazoa; Chordata; Lepidosauria; Squamata; Gekkonidae
Product: zinc finger protein 501-like
Exons: 6
Coding region: 16-1524 (502 amino acids)
Biological process (GO): regulation of transcription by RNA polymerase II
Cellular component (GO): nucleus
Molecular function (GO): RNA polymerase II cis-regulatory region sequence-specific DNA binding; DNA-binding transcription factor activity, RNA polymerase II-specific
Source: RefSeq, a predicted model, not a curated record
GGACCACCUUUGGAGAUGGAAGCUGCAAUCCCUGAGGCAGAAGGAGCUUCCUUGGAGCAGGAGCAGAGGGUGCAGGUGGUGGAGCGUGCCCAAGAUGCCCUCUCCUGUGGAACAGGCAGUGAAGAGAUGCUGUUGAGCCGUUGUCUUUUCCAAGGUGUGGGAACAGUCGCUGCACCUGCAAUCCAGGGUCCCUUUUCCUUGGAGGAGGUGUCCGUCUCUUUCACAGAGGCAGACUGGGCCCUGCUGGAUCCAGGACAAAGAGCUCUGUACAGGGAAGUCAUGCUGGAGAACUAUGGGAACGUGGCCUCUCUGGGACUCUGGGAGGAUCACUUCAUAAUCCCUAGAUUCAGUACGAAUGGUGAUCUUCAACGUCAUUAUAGAACCCACAAAGGGGAGAAACCUUUUGAAUGCUCAGAGUGUGGAAAGAGAUUCAGUGAGAGGGAGAAUCUUCGAAGACAUCAGAGAACCCAUACCGGGGAGAAGCCUUUUGAAUGUUUUGAGUGUGGAAAGAGAUUCAGUAUGAAUGGCGAUCUUCAAUAUCAUCAGAGAACCCACACAGGGGUGAAGCCUUUUGAAUGCUUAGAGUGCGGAAAGAGAUUUACUUCAAGUGGUAAUCUUCAACAGCACCAGAGAAUCCAUACAGGGGAGAAGCUUUUUGAAUGUUCAGAGUGUGGAAAAAGAUUCACAUUGAGUGUCAGUCUUCAAACACACCAGAAAAUCCACACAGGGGAGAAGCCUUUUGAAUGCUCGGAGUGUGGAAAGAGAUUCACAUUGAGUGGCCAUCUUCAACGGCAUCAGAGAUCCCAUACAGGGGAAAAGCCUUUUGAAUGCUCAGAGUGUGGAAAGAGAUUCAGUCAGAGUGGCAGUCUUCAAAGGCAUCAGAGAACCCACACAGGGGAGAAGCCUUUUGAAUGCUCAGAGUGUGGAAAGAGAUUCAGUCAGAGAGGCAGUCUUCAAGAGCAUCAGAGAACCCAUACAGGGGAGAAGCCUUUUGAAUGCUCAGAGUGUGGAAAGAGAUUCACAUUGAGUAGCCAUCUUCAAAGGCAUCAGAGAACCCACACAGGAGAGAAGCCUUUUGAAUGCUCAGAGUGUGGAAAGAGAUUCAGUCGAAGUGGCAGUCUUCAAGAGCAUCAGAGAACCCAUACAGGGGAGAAGCCUUUUGAAUGCUCAGAGUGUAGAAAGAGAUUCACAUUGAGUGGCCAUCUUCAAAGGCAUCAGAGAACCCACACAGGAGAGAAGCCUUUUGAAUGCUCAGAGUGUGGAAAGAGAUUCAGUCGGAGUGGCAAUCUUCAAGAUCAUCAGAGAACCCAUACAGGGGAGAAGCCUUUCGAAUGCUCAGAGUGCGGAAAGAGAUUCAGUACAAAUAGCACUCUUCGAGAGCAUCAGAGAACCCACACAGAGGAGAAGCCUUUUGAAUGUUCAGAGUGUGGAAAGAGAUUCAGUCGGAGUGGCCGUCUUCAAGGGCAUCAGAGAACCCACACAAAGGAGAAACAUUAUGAUGUUCAGAGUGUGGAAAGAGAUUAA